Puccinia graminis f. sp. tritici CRL 75-36-700-3 is the source of this 770-nucleotide messenger RNA. RefSeq lists its product as uncharacterized. Gene Ontology annotation, cellular component: myosin II complex. The coding region runs from base 99 to 527 and encodes 142 amino acids. Gene Ontology annotation, biological process: mitotic actomyosin contractile ring assembly. Gene Ontology annotation, molecular function: calcium ion binding. NCBI's taxonomy places the organism in Eukaryota, Fungi, Basidiomycota, Pucciniomycetes, Pucciniales, Pucciniaceae. The transcript is spliced from 5 exons. The record is from RefSeq and is a predicted model, not a curated record.
CCGCUUCGCAUUCAGCUUUCUCCAUCACGAACAUCCUCAACCAACACCUCACACAGUCACAGUCACAGUUCAGGCUCACCUUAGUCCGGAUAAACAACAUGCCUGCCUCCGAAGCUGAGACAAAAGAAGCUUUUGCCCUAUUCGAUAAGAAGGGAACAGGAACCAUCAGUCGAGAGAGCUUGGGGGAUCUCCUCCGAGCCCUAGGUCAGAAUCCCACUCAAGCCGAGGUAGCGGAACUAGCUGCCAGCGCGCCCCACGAUAUCGACUUUGCGACUUUUUCGGCUAUCCUCAAUCGACCCGGAGGGUUUUCUCCCGCGGGCACAGCUGAAGACUUUAUACGUGGCUUUCGUGUGUUCGAUAAGGCGGGCAACGGAUACAUCGGCGCUGGCGAACUUCGUUACGUCUUGACUAGCUUGGGUGAAAAAUUGAGUGAUGAAGAAGUCGACGAGCUGAUGAAAUGCGUCCAGAUCGGAGCUGAUGGGUAUAUCGAUUACGAAAAAUUUGUCAGGAGCAUUCUGCAGCAAUGAAAUACAGAUUUUCCGCCCGACUCCUUUGCAUUGUUUUUCUUUCGAACUUGCCCUAAAAAGUUUUAGAUUCUGUUCUUUAUUCAUGCAUAUUGUAACUUUUUUUUUCUCUUUCUUUUUCGAUGAAAACCCUCCCAAACAUUUACAGACAUUCUGUGAAGGAUAGACCCAACAUGGUUGGCUUACAGUAAUAAGGCUUGAAAUGACAGUACAUGUGGUACGCAAUACAUACUCAAAAGUUGUUAC